Molecule: messenger RNA, 989 nt
Organism: Malaya genurostris
Lineage: Eukaryota; Metazoa; Arthropoda; Insecta; Diptera; Culicidae
Product: baculoviral IAP repeat-containing protein 5.2-B-like
Exons: 4
Coding region: 58-483 (141 amino acids)
Source: RefSeq, a predicted model, not a curated record
GUAUUUAGUGCACACUUCUAAAACAGUGAAAUCAAAAUCAAGACAACUCCUACUAGAAUGAUUACGUCGCAAAACGUGCAGAAAAUAUGCUUAUUCGAAAAAGAUCGAGAGAGGAGUUUCAUAAAAUGGCCUUAUUCAAGCUCCAGUUCGUGCAACGUUCAAAAGAUGGCCGAAGCGGGCUUUUGCUGGCAUGGAGACGAUAGUGAGAUAGAUACAGCUAUUUGCUUUGUAUGUGGAAAGGUAUUGGAUGGCUGGGAAGAAACAGAUGAACCCUGGGUGGAACACAACAAACAUGCUCCUCAAUGUUUAUUCGUAAAGUAUGGACGACCGGAAGCACAACUGACGUGCGAAGAAAUGAUCAAUUUGUUGGAGGCCAUUCUGAAGGCUAGAAUCCAAAAUCAAUACAGCUCGUUAAAAAGCAGUCUUCAAGUGCACUUCGAUAAAAAGCGAAAACAAAUUAUGAAGCAACUAUCAAAGCACUGAAUUAUAUAUUUAUCAAUAAAAUAUGCUUUUUAAGGGACAAUCUCUAGGAAUAUUGAAAUACAUAUUUUGGCAAUAUGUCUCUGUUUAUUUGCAUCAAUAUUCAGAACAGUUUAGUAAAGGUUGCAUCUUCACAGACCGAGCACACGUAAUCUUUUGGAUCACCGCAUACAUUGCAUUCCGCCAGAGUUGUUUUCUCCUUAUUGCCUUUUAUCUUCAUCACACGGUCUUCGUCAGCGCAUUUCUUUGCUUGAAUGUCCAAGAAAGCAUUUCUUUCAUUUUCCCAAUUCUCUCUGAAUAUUGUAGCAGUAAAGUACAUAACAUGGAUUCAACGGAUCAUGUGUAGUUCACAUUUCUCUGGCAAUUAAUUUCGUUCCCCCAAUUCUCAGGUUGAACCGAAAUUUUAUCGAUUGUCGUUCAAUGCGUGCCACAAAUUUGUUUACUUAUAUAUUUAUGUAUUUAUCAAUUUUUUUCACCUGACAAUAAAGUAUUCUUAAUGAACAAAUGCC